Molecule: messenger RNA, 1170 nt
Organism: Schistocerca piceifrons (Central American locust)
Lineage: Eukaryota; Metazoa; Arthropoda; Insecta; Orthoptera; Acrididae
Exons: 1
Coding region: 1-1170 (389 amino acids)
Molecular function (GO): zinc ion binding
Source: RefSeq, a predicted model, not a curated record
AUGGGACCUGCAGAAAAUAAUCUACUGUGUGCUUGGCACAUAGACCGCAGCUGGCGGAAUAAUUUGAAGAAAGUCCAUGGCAAUGAAGAAAAGAAAGCACUUGUGUACAAAGCUCUUCAUACAUUGCUUGAAGAAGCGGAUAUAGACAAUUUUAAUGAGCUGCUGGAAUCGUUCGUCGGGCAGCUUCAAGCAGAUGAAGGUACAAGAGACUUUGGUGUAUAUUUCUCGUCAAAUUACUUAUUCCGGCCUCAGCAGUGGGCAUACUGUCACCGUCGCAAUCUGGGUAUAAAUACAAAUAUGCACCUUGAAGCAAUGCAUAGAGUUUUAAAAUAUUGUUAUCUAGAGGGAAAAACAAACAAUAGACUUGACAGACUACUUGUUGUGUUGAUGAAAUUGGUGCGUGACAAACUGUGUGCUCAAAUGGUUAAAUUGUAUAAGGGUGGCCAUUCAUAUAGAAUAAAUCUUAUUGAGGCUCGUCAUAAAGCUUCAUGUAGUAUUAAGGAGAAUGACAUUACAGUCAAUACUGAUGGUACAAAGUUUCAUGUGAAAUCCCAAACACAUUGUGGUGUAACACAUACUGUGAUUUUAAAUAACAUUGAAUGUAAAUUGGAGUGCAAGUUGAAGUGCUCCAAGUGUAAUAUAUGUAUACAUGCUUUCAGUUGUUCUUGUGCGGACAGUUUAAUUCAUUUGAACAUAUGCAAGCACAUUCAUGCAGUGUCAAUGACGUAUGCAUUACAUUCAAGUGCCACAUUUACACCAAGUGAAGCAACGGUGACAGAAGAGGCUUCUGCCAUUUUGUGUUCACUGCAAACAAAUACUGAUGAUCACGAGAACACAUCUCUGGCCCGAGAACGAGUGUCCACAUACCAAAUUUUGAUUGACCGUGUCGGUUCAGGUAAAGUGUCCACAGAAAUCCUGAAGUCACUGCAGAAGGAUGCAGCUCAUUUGCUGUCACUUUUUCAAUCAGACUGCAGGGAAGUUCCACGAUGCCCCAGCAACGAGAAGGUAAAAGUGCAACAAAGACCUGGUAAAUGUAACAAACAGCCAAAGGGCAGUUUGAAGAAACCAACUCUUGCUGAAAAAGCAAAUAUUGUUUCGGCACUGAGGCACCCUGAAAGUGAGAUAUUAAAUGUUCACGUAGAUUCUGACCAUAAUUACUGUCAGUACUAA